AUGGCAUCUUAUUGGGCCGCAGAUAGCAAGCUCCACAGUACGCCAGGAAGUCUUGCAUCUUUCAUUGCAGAGCUCACAGGCCAGGGGCCAGACGCACAAGGUGACUCUGUGAACUGCAGCCUUGCAGCCUUCUUCAUCUGCAACGCCACUCUCCAUUUGACCGGUGAAUCAUGGCGUCGCUGCAAGGAAUGGGCUCCGAGUUUAACGGCAAACAAGUCGCCACUUCAUGCGGCGAUCGAUGUGGUGCGCCUGGCGCGGAUCUUUUACGCUGCCAGGCUAGCUACCCGAAACUCCACUCAUUGCAAGCCCUGGCCAGUAGUGGAUCUGCGCAAGCUUGAUCCCUUGUCGAGGAAGAAGUCGGGGGUAUUGUUUGCGCUUGACAAUCCUGCAGUUGCCGAGAUUGCAAGGCAGCUGCCCCAGAAAUGCGAAAGACUGGAUGGGCUCUUCGAAAGCGUGACGCAGAAGUGGUUUGCUCGAACCGGAGCACAGAAACCUCGACUUGGCUCGAAGCCGAUCUGCACAGUCGACAUCGACGCGAUGACACCCACGCAUUGGCAACUGCUGGGCAGACUGGUGCCAAAGUGCCUCCAUUAG
Symbiodinium natans is the source of this 594-nucleotide messenger RNA. The record is from the annotation of a GenBank genome assembly. NCBI's taxonomy places the organism in Eukaryota, Dinophyceae, Suessiales, Symbiodiniaceae.